UUAUUUUAAAAAGAAUCAAUUCUCUCACGGCAGCUACUUUCACACAUUAACAUGUGGGAGGAACUACAUCCGGUUCUACAGUGGAAUCUUGCAUGAAUUUGCACUGUUUUAAAGCGUGAAGAGGUCGUGGGACAAAGGGAACAGAAUAUGCCUUUCCUCCACGGCUUCAGGAGGAUUGUGUACGAGUACCAGCCGCUGGUGGAUGCUGUGAUGUGCGUCCUGGGAACAGAAGGAGGAGAAAACCAGCGCAGGCGAGAUGAUGAAGAAAGCAUCUCACGGGCUCUUGCUGAGCUUCUGGAUAGAGAGUCCCAGUCUCCCGUCUUCACGCAGGGAAUCAGUUACUCCUUGUUUAGAGUGGCUGAUCUGGGGUUGGUCAGCGCAGCAAAGGUGCUCUUACGUUACGGAGCUGAUCUCAACUUUGAAGACCCUGUGUCGUACUACAACCCCUUACACAUCGCAGUGUUGAGGAACAAGCCAGACAUGGUGCAGAUGUUGAUUACUCACGGAGCUGAAAUCGACAAGAGGGACAGGAUUCAUGAAAGCAGCCCUCUUGACCUGGCCAGCGAGGAGGCGGAUAAGCUGCCGUGUUUGCGUGUGCUUUUGGACUUGGGUGCUGAUGUGAAUGCCAAAGACAAGAAUGGGAAAACUGCUCUGCUUCAUGCUCUGGCCAGCAGUGAUGGACUCACAGUCAAUAAUGUGGACAAUAUAGAGAUGCUUCUGCAAAGAGGUGCAGAUGUGAACGCCACCACUCAUGACGGCGAGACCCCCAUGUCCUCUCUGAUCUUCCUGGUGAAGGAGGCUCUGGACAGCAGCACGGAGGAUGCGAAGGAGAUCGGGCAUUUCUGUACCCGCGUGGCACAUCUUCUGAUCAGCCACGGUGCCGAUCCCAGCUGCUGCCUGAACGCCGCCGACGGGGAAGAGUGGGAACAUUCACUAACCUACACGAUUCUGGAGAACUUCGACUUGCUAUUUCCCCUGACCGCCCUUCUACUCCAGCACGGCGCUUCCUUCGUCUGCUCUCACCACAGCGCCUCCUACUGGACGGGUCAACAGUUGAUAUUCACGCGUCUCGCCGAAGCUCUCCGUGAGCCUUUAGAUGCCGCAGAGGUGGCUGAUGUUUUAGCCAAAGCUGAAGUGCUGUUGGAUCUGGCCAGGAUCUGCUCUCCAGUCGUUCCUCCUCUCUUUCCCCGCUCACAACUGCCCGUUCUGGACCAGAUCUCUACCCAUCAGCCCCUGCUGGAGCUCUACAGCAAACUAGAGGACCAAGAGAGCCGGCCGCUGCCACUGAGAUGCCUUUGCAGGAGACUGAUCCGCCGCUGUCUGCAGCCCUGGCCCUUUGAGGAGAAGGUGAAAGCCCUGCCACUGCCGGACAGACUGAAGGAGCUGCUGCUCCCGGAGAACAGCUGGACCAACAGACCCGGCUGGGACAGUUUCAAACCUCGACGUUCUCCGCGCUGAGAGACGGAUCAACACGGACUGUGUGUGUGGCUGUAAAUAUGGACCCUUAAAUGACCUCUGCAUUCAGAUAAAAGUGAUGCAGUGCUUGUUUCAUCUGAUCAGCAUGCAGAAAUAUCAUUUGUCUGUUGAUCUGAGAGUGGAAACUAACACAAAUAUGUAUAUAAGUGUUAUAAGUGUCAUUCAAUUGUGCCAAAAUGCCAGUAACCUCACUGUAUUACACAUUACCAGGCAAUUUUCUUUCAUUAUGAAAAGUGAUAAUUGUUUACAGUUGAAUCUUUAAUAUUAUGUGGCAUUACUGCCGUAUGUGCUUUGUAUUUCUGUGUGUCUAUUUUGAAGCUGAUUUGUAAGUGAUUCGGAGUUGCUAAUUGCAAUCGGUCUCCAUUUUUCACAUUAUCAUUUUUAUGGUAUACUUAAUGUGCCUUAACAAGAUCAACGUUGUUGCUGGAGUGUUGAAGAAAUGUUUGACUUGCAUUGCAAUGUAGUUUGAAGCUGUUUUGUCUUGUUGUAUGUCUUUAUGAGGCUGUAAGUUGAUGUCAUCUUGAUUUUGAAGUAUCAAACCACACUUAAAGGAAUUAAAUACUUUUGGAUCUCAAAAUAA
Megalobrama amblycephala (Wuchang bream) is the source of this 2056-nucleotide messenger RNA. RefSeq names its product ankyrin repeat and SOCS box containing 6 (gene asb6). Gene Ontology annotation, biological process: intracellular signal transduction; protein ubiquitination. Gene Ontology annotation, molecular function: protein binding. The transcript has 7 exons. Gene Ontology annotation, cellular component: BRCA1-BARD1 complex. The record is from RefSeq and is a predicted model, not a curated record. Lineage: Eukaryota; Metazoa; Chordata; Actinopteri; Cypriniformes; Xenocyprididae. Bases 148 to 1458 code for a protein of 436 amino acids.